AUGUCGUCCACCACCAUGGCGAAGAAAAACAAGGGGAAGAAAACCGCCGAUCCUAGUGAGACUUCGAAACUACUGGCCGCCAAGAUCUCGCAGUUGGAACAGGAUGCUGUUGGUGAGAAGGAACAGGAAGCAGAGAUUGAGCGCGAAGUUAAGAAGGCGACCCGGGAUCUGAACCAACUACUGAACACCAUGGAAUCGCCAAUGACUCGCCUGGAAGCCGUUUCCAAGAAGUAUACAGAGCUGCUAGCGGACAUGAAAAAGUUGGACCGGGACUAUGCUAAGAGCAAGAAACGCUCCGACCAACUACAGAAGGACCAAGAGAAAAGCAAAUCCGAGUUUAGCAAGACUAUCACCAUGAAGGACAAGCUAGAGAAGCUCUGCCGAGAGUUGACCAAGGAAAACAAGAAAGUCAAGGACGAGAACAAGAAGCUCGACGAUACAGAAAAGAAGGCCCGCUUGAUUGUCAAUGAACGACUGGACUCUUUGCUCUACGACAUUCAAGAUGUCAUGGCUGCCAAGGGGAAUCCUCGGAAUGAGAAAGUGGAUGUGGACUUGGAUGAUGCCCUCCGUGUAAAGCUCAAGACCAUUAGUGAGCAAUUCGAUACGCGCGAACUUCAUUACAAGGGUCUUCUCCGCAGCAAGGACUCAGAGAUCCAGAGCCUGACCGCCAAGUUCGAGGAGCAGCGCCGAUCUGCCGACAACGAGUCUGUCCGUGGUCGAGCUCUGAGUGCCCAAGUCUCUACCUUCUCCCAUACAGAAGCAGAACUUCGCAGUCAGCUGAACAUCUACGUGGAGAAGUUCAAGCAGGUCGAGGAUACUUUGAACAACAGCAAUGAGCUUUUCCUGACUUUCCGGAAGGAAAUGGAAGAGAUGUCGAAAAAGACCAAGCGUUUGGAAAAGGAGAACCACACCCUCAACCGGAAGCACGAACAGACCAACCGCAACAUUCUUGAAAUGGCCGAAGAGCGUACCCGGAAUCAGGAGGAACUCGAGCGAUGGCGACGCAAGUGUCAGCAUCUUGAGGCUCUGUGCCGUCGUAUGCAGGCCCAAGGUCGCGGCGAAGGCAUAGCCGAAGGCGAUGAUCACUUGGAAAAUGAUGACGAAGGCACAGAGAGCGAGUAUGAUGAUGAUUACGAAGAUGAUGAAGACUUGAGCGAUGAAGGAGAGGCUGAGCAAGAUCAUACUGUUUCGCAUCCCGCCGAACGGCCUGUCUUUGGUCCACCUCCGCCUCCCAGUCUUCUCGAGGCCCGAGCUUCUAAGAAUGCCGUUGUGAACGGUUGCCAUUGA
Molecule: messenger RNA, 1287 nt
Organism: Penicillium odoratum
Lineage: Eukaryota; Fungi; Ascomycota; Eurotiomycetes; Eurotiales; Aspergillaceae
Product: taxilin
Exons: 5
Coding region: 1-1287 (428 amino acids)
Molecular function (GO): syntaxin binding
Source: RefSeq, a predicted model, not a curated record